This is a messenger RNA of Ilex paraguariensis (yerba mate), 4973 nucleotides long. The record is from the annotation of a GenBank genome assembly. Lineage: Eukaryota; Viridiplantae; Streptophyta; Magnoliopsida; Aquifoliales; Aquifoliaceae.
CUCCAUCUUUGUUGGAGUGGUAUGGAGUGAUACUCCCUUCUUUCUUCUAUGAUUGUCUCAGUCAAGAAUUAUAUUAAUAUUAAAAAUGCUUUGACUUUUCUGUUUUUGGUGUUAUGGGUUAUUCUGAUGCAUGCUGCAGAUAUUAUGAUGUGCUAUACAGGUCAUCUUGGAAUUAUACAGUUUCCAUUCAGCUUCCCACUGUUUUGUUGGCAUGUGAUAUUGAACCAAACUUGAGGUUGUAAGAUGAUGCCUAUUAAAAUGAUGAACCAAUCUUAAGGAAAAAUUGCAUUUUGUUUUGGGGCAUUGGAUCAGUUUCAAGAACAAGAAGUUCCAUUUUUUAGGCAUUCAUUUCCUGUGAUACUUGAUUGUAUUACAUUUAGAUGCAUUUCUUUUGGCAUUUGAGCUUGUUCAUUGUCCUAGCUGUGUUUAUUUGAGGGACCAAACUGAAGUUCACACCCGACUCCAUUUUUAACUCUCAAUGUGCAUUAACCUGUCCUGUUGUUUUUAUGGCUUGUGAGUGAAUGAAAAUUUUUGGGUGUUCAACUUUGUGACAAACAAGCUGGUUUCACAUUUCCAACAAUGCCAUAAAGGGUGAGGAUUAAUUUUUUCCUGUCAACUGUAUUAGGAAUGGUUAGAAAUUGGUGGAAUGUGAAUUGCAGUUUAUAUGUUUAUUAUAGUUCAAGAAAAAUAACAUGCUCUAUUAUCAUGAAGUGAAGAGAAUGGAUAUGAGAAGGAUGAAAAAUAAGAAGAAUUACUAGGAGCACGACAAUGGUGAUCUCUAGCGCAGCGGAAAAAAGCACAACUUCAGAAACUAAUGUUCAUUUUCUCCUAAGAGGCGGAUUACAUCCUGUUCAUUAACUUAUACACCUUACGAGUAGGGGUCAUUCUACUGGAUUUGAUAAGGGAUUGGUUAUGUGUACUUGGUAUCAUACUUUCUUGGGUACCUGGUGCAAUGGGGUAUGUUGCUAGUACGCCAUUUUUGGUCAUCCUGUGAUAGCUUUCACUAUUAUGUUAAGUAACGUAUACUUACACAUGCAGAUGGUCAUAGUGUAUUAAUUUUUAUUUUACAUUUGUGAUAAGAUUUCCACAGCGAACCGAUUUGGGGUUAGGAUUGAUAACUUUGAUUAGAGAAAAUAAUGAUAAUGGAAAGAGAAAGUCAUUAUUGCUAAUAGUUGCUCACUACUAAUAACAAAAGAUGCAAAGAGAAACUCUUUUAUAGUAGGGCACAACAAUUUUUGAAAAUGACUGAACUAUUCCCAACUCUAAAAUACUCUUAACAAUCCCUCAAACUCAUGAUCUGGUAGUAGAAAACUUCAAUGGUUUCCCAAGAACAAAACAAAAGUGCAUAAUAGUCAUGAAAUAUUGAAUUGUGUGCGAUCUGAAUUACACUUGUGUUGUUGCAAUACAUUGGGUUAGAAGUAGAAAAAGAAAUGUCAAGAUUAGUAAGUAACCAACUCAACUAGAAUAUCUCAGCUGUGGUGGAAGCCAUAGCAUGAUACUCAACAAUAGCAGAAGAACGAACGACUACAAAUUGACCAAGCGACAAAAUGACUAGUGGAUUUGCAAUCCGUAGAGUCGCCAACCAAGUCAGUAUCGAAGUAAGUGUUAAACAACUAUCUAAUCCAAAAGUUUAAGCUGUUAGGGAGUGUGUAACUUAGGUAUUUAUAUUUCAAUACACCCCUUCACGUGCAUACUAAUUUUUUGGGCCUAGCACGUAAAAAUAUUUUAAUCAUUAGGGUGGCGGCGAGAUUCGAAUAUAAGACCUCGUCCUCUGAUACCAUAUUAAACAAUUAUAUACUCUAAAAGUUUAAGCUGUUAGAAAGGGUAUAAAUUAAGUAUUUAUACUUCAAUAGUAAGCCCUAAGGUCCAAAGAAGAAGAACAACAACCUAGAAGUUUAGGGAUACACCCUAGCUGUUUAGAGCAGAACCCAGGAACACAGUGUCCAGAAAUAGUAGCUAAUAUAGAGACAAGCACAAAUUAGUUUCAAGAGUCUUCAAAUCCUUCAAUCAAGCACCACCAAUACUAAAUCACACCCUUUCAGAGAGAUGUAUGAAACAAUCUGUUUGUUUUGUGAAUUUGAGGUCACACUAGCCAUAGUCACAAGAAAGAAGCGCCGAACAACAAGAACAUAUGCAAUAUACCAAAUAACCAAAUCUAAUCAACCCAACGAAGCAAAAUUCAUCAAAUAAAUAGUGCAAAUCUGUAGCCCCAUGCAUAACCAGUGGCAAAAUCAGUCCAGACCAGAUUCAAGAUCCCAGUGCAAGAUCUCUGCCCAAAACAGAUUAGAAGAACACGAAAGAGCCAAGGAACAACUGAGAGGUGAAAUCGCUGGUGUACAGUUUAGUCAAGUACCAAGGCGUCUUAGUUGCACCCUUAGGGAGGGAUUCAAUUCAAGCAUCUGAUUCGACAGAAAAGGGGCAAAAUCUUCAUAUCGAACAUUUUCAAUCUACUUCUUGGAAAAAUAUUCAAAAAAUCAAAACCCUACUUAAGCAACCUCAAAAUCAAGAACCAAUCAUACCAGCAUGAAGGCCAUGAGAAAUUGAUCCAGAUAGGGGUUGCCAUUGCCCCUGUUUGAUGACAUCAUCAUGUGCAUAGGUGACGUCAACCACUGUUUUAACCCAGAUUUCUCUUCCGAUAAUUUUUUUUUAGGCUCUUUCGAUAAUGUACUGCGAUGCUAAUAGUGUUUAGGAUCGAAAAUCCACUUUGAUACCAUGAUGACUUUGAUUAGAGAAGAGAAUGAAAAGAGAAAAUAUUAUUACUGCUAUAGUUUGCUUACAAUGUUAAUCACAGAAGAUGCAAAAAGAAACCUUUUUUUAGUAGGGCAAAACAAUUUUGGAAAAUGAUUAAACUAUCCCUAAUACUAAAAUACUCUAACAAGGAUUACAAUUUGGGGUUGGAAAUUUGGGCUAUUUAGAACCCACCCCAUUUGGGGUCGUGCAAUCUAAUUUCUUUCUGAGGAUUUUUCUUUUCAUAAUUUAUAAUUGUUGAAGAAGUUAGUUGUGGGUUUAUCUCCAGUGCAUUCAAAUUUUAAAGGGUAAUGUCCUAGCUCUUUGGAAGUUCAACGGGCUUUAAGAAUCUCCAUAGUAUUGUUGAUUUGCAGGGGACAAGCUCUUGAAAGAGGUGUUAGGGCACACUAUGGAAUAUUUGGAAAAGAAUUUACACCAACAUCAUAGAUAUUAAUGCAGGAACGGUAUUUGGCGUGCUGUGUGAAGCUCAGUAUUUUCAGAAUGUCAUGCGUGUUGGCUACAGGCUAAGAGCAACUCUGCUAUACCGCUGGCAGCUCUUUUGGUUUUCUCUUAGGGUUGAGCUAGUCAAUUUGGGUCACCUCUCUUGCUGGAUCCAUAUGGUCAGCCCUAGCAGUGUUCUGCUGGGGCAGAUUGCUGCAGUAUUCCGCAAGUCUCUAAGGCUAACUCAUGAGAGUCGCAAAAAGUUCGCUUCUGGAAAAAUAACCAACUUGAUGACAACAGAUGCAGAAGCACUCCAGCAAAUAUGUCAAUCACUUCACACUUUGUGGUCAGCUCCUUUUCGUAUCAUAAUCGCAAUGGUUCUUCUUUACCAGCAACUGGGUGUUGCUUCACUUCUUGGUGCACUGAUGCUAGUUCUUAUGUUCCCGAUACAGACGUACGUGAUAAGCAAAAUGCAGAAAUUGUCAAAGGAAGGGUUACAACGCACGGACAAGAGAAUUGGACUUAUGAAUGAAAUUUUGGCUGCCAUGGAUACUGUGAAAUGUUAUGCAUGGGAGGGAAGUUUUCAAUCAAAAGUUCAGAGUGUUCGAAAUGAGGAGCUGUCUUGGUUUCGGAGCGCGCAAAUACUUGGAUCGUUUAACAGUUUUAUUCUAAACAGUAUUCCAGUUGUGGUGACUGUAAUUUCGUUUGGAAUAUUCAGUCUACUUGGAGGGGAUCUGACACCUGCCAGGGCAUUUACAUCGCUUUCUUUGUUUGCUGUGCUACGUUUUCCGUUGUUCAUGCUGCCUAAUAUAAUAACUCAGGUCGUAAAUGCAAACGUAUCUCUAAAACGUCUGGAGGAACUUCUCUUGGCUGAAGCGAGAAUUCUACUUCCUAACCCACCUCUUGAACCAGGAAUUCCAGCGAUCUCAAUCAGGAAUGGAUACUUUUCUUGGGAAUCGAAGGCAGAUAAGCCAACAUUGUCAAAUAUCAAUUUGGAUAUACCAAUUGGGAGUUUAGUAGCAGUUGUUGGCAGUACUGGAGAAGGAAAGACAUCUCUUGUAUCAGCAAUGCUUGGAGAGCUUCCUGCAGUUGCUGAUGCAAGUGUUGUUAUCAGAGGAACAGUUGCCUAUGUCCCACAAGUUUCAUGGAUUUUCAAUGCAACGGUCCGUGAGAACAUAUUGUUUGGAUCUGUGUUUGAAGCUGCAAGGUAUGACAAGGCAAUAGAUGUGACUUCAUUGCAGCAUGACCUUGAUUUGCUUUCUGGCGGUGACCUUACUGAGAUUGGUGAAAGAGGGGUUAAUAUUAGUGGAGGACAAAAGCAAAGAGUUUCCAUGGCUAGGGCUGUGUACUCCAAUUCAGAUGUUUACAUAUUUGAUGACCCUUUAAGUGCUCUAGAUGCGCAUGUGGGUCGACAGGUUUUUGAAAAAUGCAUCAAGGCAGAGCUAAGAGGAAAAACCAGAGUUUUAGUCACAAAUCAGCUGCAUUUUCUUUCACAAGUAGACAGAAUUAUACUGGUGAAUGAUGGCAUGGUGAAGGAGGAGGGGACUUUUGAAUACCUUUCUAAUCAUGGAGUGCUGUUCCAAAAACUAAUGGAAAAUGCCGGGAAAAUGGAAGAAUAUGUGGAAGAAAAUGAAGAUGUUGAAAGCAUUGCUAAUAAAACUUCCGAAUCUCUUCCUAAUGGCGACACCAAUGGGUUGCCUAAAGAUGCAAGUCACACUAAUAAAAGAAAAGAAGGCAAAUCUAUUCUUAUUAAGCAGGAAGAACGGGAAACAGGUGUUGUCAGUUGGAAUGUUUUGAUGAGGUAA